AUAAUCAACAAUCGAAAAGAGUCGAUUCUUUUUGUCUCUACAAUUUAAUUGAUUCCUUAAAAGGGUCCAGAUCGACCUGUCGCAAAGAAACAUAGACAACGCCACAUUCUGUUGAGUUCAAGACAAACCCACCCUCACCUCAAGGCUCCAAAUCUCAUACCCGUUCGGGAGGAUUCGUGCUCUUGGCGAUACGGGAGGCGAUCAUCAUGGCAAUCGCGGCAAUCGGCCAGAUCUGCUCAACGGCGUCGAUCAAGGGUAAUCUGGAACAGUGUGCCAAGUUGGUGGCGAGUGCGGCGCGGGGUCAAGCAAAAGUACUCUUCCUCCCUGAGGCUUCAGACUAUAUCGCCCCAGAUGGACAGACAUCACUGCAACUUGCAGAGCCACAGUCGACGUCCCCCUUCGUAAAGGGUCUCCAGGAGGCAGCUCGUGAGCACAACGUCGCUAUCCAUGUGGGUAUUCACCAUCGUGACGAGGAACAAGACCAAUCAAAGAGGAUUCUCAACCGCGCGUUGUAUAUCACUGCCAACGGAGACAUCAACGAUGCAACAACAUAUGAUAAGCUCCAUGUGUUUGACUAUGGUGGUCUAAAGGAGAGUGCAACAGUGCAGCCUGGAACAAGCCUUACAGCACCGUUUGACUCCCCCAUAGGCCGUAUCGGAAGCCUCAUCUGCUUUGACUUGCGAUUCCCUGAGGCAGGAUUAGCACUCGCACAGCCAGGACCUCACAGCGCAUGGAAGAACAAGCCAGCGCAGAUCAUCACAUACCCAAGUGCAUUCACCCUUCGAACAGGUGCAGCACAUUGGGAGACUCUUCUCCGAGCCAGGGCCAUUGAGACACAGAGCUAUGUCAUUGCAGCAGCACAAGUUGGAAGACAUAACGAGAAGCGAGCUAGUUGGGGACAGAGUAUUGUUGCUGAUCCAUGGGGGAAUGUAGUCCUGAAGUUGAAGGGCGUGAAAGAGGGAGAGCCUCAGGGGACUGCUGAGGAUGGCGCGGAGGGUGGAAUUGGGUUUGUUGAUAUCGACCUUGCGCAUUUGGAGAAGGUUAGGAGGGAGAUGCCUCUUCAGAGGCGAAUGUGAGUUGAUUCGCCAUUUGUGGGUUCUACCUAUGCUAAUAGUUGCAGUGAUGUUUACCCUGAGCUGUAACCAAGACAGGUAGACUAUAUUAGAUUUAUAACAGCAUAGAGAACGUAAUCGAUACAGAGCCAUAACCAGAUAGUAGGUGAAAAUGCGAAGCCUCUCUGCGGUCAUUUGCCCAAGUGCCGGGCUGUUGGAAAGUGUUCUCUACAAAAUGAUAUGGAUACAGACCUACUACUAUCGUCUGAUGCUAAAGAGCCGCAAUCAAGAUACGACUUAG
Fusarium oxysporum Fo47 is the source of this 1353-nucleotide messenger RNA. RefSeq names its product carbon-nitrogen hydrolase. Lineage: Eukaryota; Fungi; Ascomycota; Sordariomycetes; Hypocreales; Nectriaceae. Bases 207 to 1076 code for a protein of 289 amino acids. Gene Ontology annotation, molecular function: hydrolase activity, acting on carbon-nitrogen (but not peptide) bonds, in linear amides. The record is from RefSeq and is a predicted model, not a curated record. The transcript is spliced from 4 exons.